UUAUUUUGAAAGUGUAACCGGACGUUUUGGUUCGGUGCCGUCGCUAGCUUGUCGUUAGUUGUGAUGUUAGCUUGCUUUCUUGGACAGUCUGAGUUUUUCUCCCACUCCUCUGCUUGUUGGCUGAAGCCCUUCAGGAACCAUGGCCGAGCAGGCCUCGGGCCCGCCGCUGUCGUCCCAACAUGACGAGGUGCUGCAGCAGGAGUCGUCUCUGGAUCAGGAGAGGACCGACUUCCUCAGACUGAAACAGCAGCUGGAGGCGGAGUUCAACCAAAAAAGAGCCAAGUUCAAAGAGCUCUACCUGAGCAAGGAAGUGGAGCUGAAGAGACAGACUGUAGCCCUGGAGGAUGCUCAGUCUCAGCUGACCUCGGUCCAGGACCAGCUGAACCAGGCCCGGUCUGAGAUCGAGACCAUCAAAGCAGUGGCCACAGUGUCAGAGAACACCAAACAGGAAGCCAUCGACCAGGUCCGCAGCCAGUGGCAGGAGGAGGUGGCGUCUCUGCAGGCCAUCAUGAAAGAGACGGUGUGUGAGUAUGAGGUCCAGUUCCACCAGCGCCUGGAGCAGGAGCGAGCCCAGUGGAACCAAUACAGAGAGGCCAUGGAGAGGGAGGUGGGAGACCUGAGGCGACGUCUCACUGAGGGUCAGGAGGAGGAGAACCUGGAGGACGAGAUGAAGAAAGCUCAGGAGGAUGCAGAGAAGCUGCGGUCAGUGGUGAUGCCCAUGGAGCAGGAAAUCACAGCUCUGAAGGUGAAGCUGAGCACAGCAGAGGACAGAGUCAAGGAGCUGGAGGCCUCAAAGGUGAAGGAACUGAAUCAUGUCCUGGAGGCAGAGAAGUCAUGUCGUACCGACCUGGAGAUGUAUGUGGCUGUUUUAAACACUCAGAAAUCUGUGCUACAGGAGGACGCAGAGAAACUACGCAAAGAGCUCCAUGAAGUGUGUCACAAGCUGGAGUUGGAGCGUCAGCAGCACAACCAGCUGAAACACACAUGGCAGCGAGCGAACGAUCAGUUCCUGGAGUCUCAACGGCUCCUCAUGAGGGACAUGCAGAGGAUCGAGAGUGUGCUGUCGUCUGAACAGCUGCGUCAGGUGGAGGAGAUGAAGAAGAAGGACCAGGAGGAGGAUGAGAAGGAGCGUCUGAGUCAGGUGAAGGAGCUGCAAGAGGAGGAUGUUGGAGACAACACGGAGCCUCUGGAUGAUCUGUUCCUCGGGCUAAGUGUCGAUGAGGCCCAUGCUAACCACAGUGCCCACGGUUCCAUGCACUCUUUAGACACUGAAGUGGUGGCCGGGGGCCCCUCGGACCCCUACAAGGAGAACCUCCGCAGGGUCCAGUCCACGGACAGUCUCGGCUCCUCGCUGUCUGUCCAGCAGGGACUCGGAGGACACAACCACAAAGCGAAGUCGGCAAGUCACCUGGACGAGUCGGACUUUGGGCCACUGGUUGGGGCUGACUGCAGCGCCAUGGAUGCCAGCUUUGGAGAGACGUCAUCCAUCAGCUCCAUCAAGCUAACAGCCACUCACUUCCUGCUGACUAAAGACCAGGAGAAGGCCAUCAAGGCCAUGACGCCAGAGCAGGAGGAGACUGCCUCGCUGCUGUCCAGCAUCUCACACGCCGCCGCAGACACCGCCUUUCUGCCGCCAGCUGGAUACAGGCUGGUCAGCGACAGCGAAUGGAACCUGCUGCAGCAGGAGGUGAAGAACGCCGGCAGGAAGUUGGGUCGACGUUGUGACAUGUGCUCAAACUACGAGAAACAGCUGCAGGCCAUCCAGGGACAAGAGGCUGAGACCAGAGACCAGGUGAAGAAGCUGCAGGUGAUGCUGCGUCAGGCCAACGAUCAACUGGAGAGGACGAUGACGGAGAAACAGAGUCUGGAAGAUUCAGUCAAAGCAGGAAACGAAGAGACUGCUGCCAAGGUGUCUGGUCUCCUGCAGAGGGUCCAGGAGUCAGAGAGUCUCCUUGGAACUCUACAGCAGGCCUUCAGUGAGGCAAAGAGGAGCACACAGGAGCAGAUGGUGGUGCUGGUAAAGUCGAGGGAGCAGGUGGCCGAUGAGCUUAGUCGACUUCAGAGAGACAAUGAGAGUCUGCAGGGAAAACACCGACUGCAUGUGGAACUACAGCAACAAGAAGACUUCCACAUGCCCAACACUGUUCAGGACCUCCAGGACCUGGUCCUCCAGCUGCGUGAGGACCUGGUGGCAUUAAGGACGUCAGCUGACCACAUGGAGGAGAAACUGAAGGCGGAGAUCCUGUUCCUGAAGGAGCAGAUCCAGGCAGAGCAGUGCCUGAAGGAGAACCUGGAGGACACGCUGCAACUGGAGAUCGAGGGCUGCAAGGAGGAGAUAGACAUCUUGGAAGCUUCAUUCUCCAGUCUGAAGACAGAGCUGGAGAGGAUAAAGACAGAGAAACAACAGUUGCAGAGCAGUCUAACAGAGAAGAUGGAGACUCUGGAAAAGCUCCAGGAGCUGAGUACGAGUCUGGAGCAGCAGCUAAGAGAGAUCACUGCUGCCAAGAGUGUGUUAGAGUCUCAGGUGUUUGAUGAGAGAGAUAAAGCUCAGCGGCUGCAGACGGAGCUGGACGUCAGUGAGCAGGUUCAGAAGGACUUUGUUAAACUGUCUCAGACCCUCCAGGUGCAGCUGGAGCGGAUUCGACAGGCGGACUCGUUGGAUCGAAUCAAAGUGAUCCUGAACGACACCAACCUGACUGACAUCAACCAGCUUCCAGAGACAUGAUAGAGACUCUUCACCCCUGUGUGUUUGUUUGUUUGUUUGUUUGUUUGUUUGUUUGUUUGUUUGUUUGUUUGUUUGUUUGUUUGUUUGUUUGUGUGCGUGUGCGUGUCACUGAACCAAUAACAUUAUUGAUCUGAUAUCGGGUCUGAUCGAUGGAGUGUGGAGCUGACUGGAGGAGCCUCCUGUGUACAUACAGAUGGACAGAAUAAGAAGAUGAACACUAAACUGUAAAUAAGUGACUGUGGACGGAGGAGUGUGUCCGUUUCUACUGUACAUAUAAGUGUGUGUGUGUGGGUGUGUGGGUGUCAUCUUCAUCGUCUCCUCCCAAACGUUCGUCUCUGCAGGUGAAAUGAUUGGAUCGAUGUCUCUUCUCCUCUCAGACACUGAGAAUCUCUGCAUCACGUCUUUUUUCCCUCUCAUUGUUUCCUUUUCCUGUCUCUUGUAUUUCCUUCUUUCCGUCUGUUUCUGUGACAUUUCCACCCUACGACAGACGCGUUGAAGGAGAUUCAUGGAAAAAAUGUGCACAUAACUGGGAUGAAAAAAGGAACAAUACACAAUUUGAGCAAUAUCCCCAUCUCUGAAACAUCAAACCUGUCUGCUGUCUGUAACGUCUGACAGAAACAUUUUGUUUCCUUUGAAAUCUGCAUGAAUACAGUGGAGCAACAUUCA
Molecule: messenger RNA, 3391 nt
Organism: Acanthopagrus latus (yellowfin seabream)
Lineage: Eukaryota; Metazoa; Chordata; Actinopteri; Spariformes; Sparidae
Gene: rabep1
Product: rabaptin, RAB GTPase binding effector protein 1
Exons: 19
Coding region: 140-2725 (861 amino acids)
Biological process (GO): endocytosis
Cellular component (GO): intracellular membrane-bounded organelle
Molecular function (GO): growth factor activity; GTPase activator activity
Source: RefSeq, a predicted model, not a curated record